This is a messenger RNA of Pseudovirgaria hyperparasitica, 668 nucleotides long. Its product is annotated as COX5A-domain-containing protein. The transcript is spliced from 4 exons. Gene Ontology annotation, cellular component: mitochondrial inner membrane. Gene Ontology annotation, biological process: mitochondrial electron transport, cytochrome c to oxygen. The coding region runs from base 1 to 474 and encodes 157 amino acids. Lineage: Eukaryota; Fungi; Ascomycota; Dothideomycetes; Acrospermales; Acrospermaceae. The record is from RefSeq and is a predicted model, not a curated record.
AUGUCGGCGAGCAGUAUCUUCCGCAUUACCUCGCGAGCUCGCACGCCUGCGCUGAGGGCGGUCCGCCGUCCUAUUGCCCCGAAGCGUGCCGGCUUCGUGACUCCCGUUUACAAGAGCUUCAGCAGCACCGCAAGACAACUCUCUGACUCUCAUGGAGAGGAAACGUUCGAGGAAUUCACUGCCAGAUAUGAAAAGGAAUUUGAGAAUGUAACCGAUGUCUUCGAGCUUCAGAGGAACCUCAACAACGCAUUCGCAUAUGAUCUUGUUCCUUCGCCAACCGUACUCAUCGCUGCUCUCCGUGCUGCCAGGAGGAUCAAUGACUUCCCAACCGCUAUACGCGUUUUCGAGGGCAUCAAGGCUAAGGUUGAAAACCCCUCCCAAUACGAAGAAUAUCUCAAGGAGCUCGAGCCAAUACGGGAGGAACUUGGUGUCCCAUUGAGGGAAGACAUUUACCCCGAUAUCAACUCAUUCUAAGAAGUAACAACUUUUAAGUAAGGGUACCCAGACCCACAGCAGAUAGACCUUUGGGCGCGGGCUAGUUUGUAUCAUCAAUACCGGGAGACAGUCGAUGCCAAGUGUGCUUAGAGGAAUAACGGUAGCUACUACCAUGUACAGAACCCCAAUUGACUGUGUUCCGUUUGUGCAUCUGAUGUCAGAAUCGUACGCAU